CCACAUAUUUUCAUGCAUACACGUGCACACCUACUAUUAUUAUCGCCUUCCCUAACGGCAUAGUCAUAUCGAUUAAUCGUUAUUGUUUACAUACGAAUUUGAGCCGCAAUUUUAAAAGUCAUGUGUUCCAUUAAUGCUAAUACGCAACUUUAGAAUUUAAGUGAAAUGUGUUAAAAUAUGCAUUCUCGUGCAUAAAUUGAUGGCAAUUUCAAGUGUGUUAGCCAUUACAGUGUGUUAUCAAAUAAAGUUCGCUGCUAAACUCUUUCGAAUUGCAAGCAAACCGUCGCAGGCAUCAGCUGAAUGGCAAGAAUGAAAUGAUAUUAUUUACGGAAAUGAAAGUUAAAUCAGCUAAAAAAGCAGUGAAGCGAGAUCCUCCUGCCGAUGAUGGUGCAGAAGUAGAAAAGCCAGCUGCAAAGGUAUUAAAGAAAGCAAAGAUGGUGUCCAACGGUGUUACAAAUGGUUCGGCAGAAACGACUGUAGCAGAACAAUCCGCGGUAGAGAAAGGAGUCAACGCAGUCAAUAAAUCCAUAUUCCAACAUUUCAAAGAGUUAACAAAUGAGGAGGAAGACAAACGUAUGAAAGCUGCGUUACAAUUGCUGCAACAACUAAGCAAAACCAAAGAAGCCGAAAAGCGACAAAAAGAACUGACCUACACGCUGAAACGUUUAGUGCGUGGCUGUGGCGCUGCAACAAAUACGUCACGUGCUGGAUUUUACACAGGAUUGGUUGCGUUGCUAAAAGCGUUCGACGAACACGAAAUCACGUUGGAAAAUAUAUUUAACACAAUGCACAAAGAGCUGAGUGUGGGGGCCACUGUCGCCAACAAGGACGACGCGGAUGCUGUUGUUGGUAAAAUACUAGUUUGUGGUGCUUUACAACAAUCUGGUCGUUUGGACAACUUGAAGAAUAAUGAGCAUUUGGAACGUAUCAUAAGCACAUUACUGCAGGCGACAAAACAACGCAGUUAUCAUGCAUCGCUAGCUUAUGCACUACUUAUAGAGUUAGUAGAAAAGAUUUCUGCAAAAGAUUUCAAUGCUGUAGUGUGGCCGUUGUUGCAAAUUGAGUUGCAACGCCCUUGGCCGAAACAAACACUGCAAACCGUGCACUGUCUCAUUGCCGUGCAGCGCAAAUUUCCAAACAUCGUAAAUGCCAAAUUUUUAAAGGCACAUUUCGGCAGCGCCGAUCUACUAAAUGCCGAUAGUUGUGCACACUUCUAUCGACUAUUUUGGGAACACAAUAACAUGCAACAAUUAACACAUCCAGCUUUUGAACUUUUCGGCGCUUGCUUGGCUACUAGCAACAAUCUCAAAACCUUCUGGACGCAACAGGUUGAUGCGGGUCUAGAAACAAGCAAUAAAUUACGCGAGUUGAUUACACUGAAAAUAGCUACUGACGUACUUAAUAGUUGGCAACAAACGCAGGAGGUGGUUGUUGCAGAUCUAUUAAGUCCGAAUUUUAUGCGCCUGCUGGUUGAAGGUCUUAAAAAUCAAAAGCAAAAGAAAGAUGAAACUCUAAAAGCUUUCUACGACGACUUCUUCGAAGCUUUGGUGGGUUGUUGCACAAAGCUUGCCGACGACGAGCAAUUGGUAGCCGUAAUACGCCAUCUUAUACUACCGCCUGGCCUUUUUGGCAUUGAAAAGUAUACGAGCACACGCGUUGUGCAUCAAUUAAUAAACGCUUUGGGCACAACGGGCGUAAAGCAAUUGAAUUUGCUCUAUCGAGAUAUCUUUCUCGGCACAAAGGCGAAGAAUGCCGAUAAUGCGAGCGAAACAUGGCUCAAUUUCGAACGCAUGAACGCUGGAUUCAUGUUACAGCAUUUGCUAGCACACAAAGCCGUGCGUCAGGAAUACGAUUGGCGCGAACAGCAAUUACGUUUUCUGCUUACCUGUGGUAUCUUCCAUGUUACAGAUUCAGCUGUCAUAUGCAAGAAGGAAGCGGCCUCCGCUUUCAGCAAUGAAUUUGGCGAACAAUGUAAAAAUAUGUUCUAUACCAGUAUGCAGAGUCGUUUGCUCGACUUGAAACAGGAAAAGCAGCUGCUUUUGAAAUUGGUGCAAUACUGCAAUGAACGCGUUGAACAAAAGCACGCCUCAAAGAGUUUUCGCAUCAAACAGUAUGAUGAGUCCUUACUGAAAUAUUGGCGACAAAUGCACGCAGCCGUAAGCGUUGCUGAGACGAGGGGUAAGAAAAAGGAGAAGCCGAAACCGCACAAGUCGGCAGCUGAUAGUGAUAAAUUGGAACUGGUUUUCCAAAUUUUAUUACUAAAUAUGGGUUUACAGUUGUUCCGCGAACCGGAAAUGGCUGGACCGGCUAUAGAGGACUUGCUCAAGUGUAUGCAGCGCAUAAAAGAGAAACACAAGAGCAAACAAAAGGCUAAGGGAGGCGUCAAAACAGUUGAUGGCGAGAGCGAGGAGCCCGAGUGGAUUGAGGUUGUCGUGGAUCUAUUUCUUCAUCUACUCUCACAGAAUGCAAUUGCGCUGCGUAAUAUUGUGAAUGCGCUAUUCCCUCACUUAUGUGACAGUCUAAAUCUGACAGCCGUGCACCAAAUUUUAGCAGUACUAGACAUGAAGGAUGGACAUAAUCCAUUAAGUACGCAUGGCGAAGAGAGUGACGAUGAUGAAGAUGAUGAAGAAAACAGCGCAGAUGAGGAAAAUGUAACGAAACUUACAAAUGGCAAAACAGGCGGUGAUGCUGCUUCCGAAAGUGAUGCUGAUGAGGAUGAUGAUGGCGACGAUGAUGAAGAUGAUGAUGACGAAGACGAUGAUGAUGAUGACGCUGACGAGGAUGAGGACGAAGAAGCUACUUCAGCCGAUAAACUUCGUAAUGCCAUCUCACAAGCGCUAAUGGAGCAUGGUGGCAUGCCAACCGCAGCUGAUGAUGACGAUGAUAUGGCUUCGAUCGAUUUGAAUGACAUGAGUGAAGAGCAGGGUCGUAAAUUGGACGAAGCGCUAGCCGAAGCUUUUAAAGCCAUGCGCAAGACCGGUGGCGGCGGUGCAGCUGCAAAGAAAUCAAAGAGUUAUCGUGUUAAGAUCACCACAGUGAUGCAUUUCCGCAUACGCGUACUCGAUCUACUUGAAAUAUAUUUGCAAAAGCAACCACCAUUGCUGAUCGCCAUCGAAAUUAUGUUGGCCUUAUAUAAUAUGUUGCCAUAUUGUGUGGGCGAUGAGCUAAAGCCAUUGCAAACAAAAGUGGAAAAAGUGUUGCAAAAGCUGACAACAUUGAAAUGCGAUACCGCCGAUGUGCAGGAGGAUGAGUUGGUCGCAUUUAUACGUCUAAUUGUGGAGCAAAAAUCACCGGCAACCGCUUUUGAGGCGAUGAAUAAAAUGCGCAACAAAUGCAUUAUAUUCCUAGUGAAUAAUGCAAAUAAAAUUGCGGUGGAAAAGAGCGCCGAGUGUAAAAAAGUGUUGACGCUAUGUCAAGAGUAUAUCCAAGAGUUCCUACAAUCGCGAAAUCCCAGCGUGAAUAUCACUCUGCUAUCUGAUAUUUUUCGUCUACGCUGGACCGGCGUAUGGAACUUGGCUGUGACGCUAACGCAUGACGGGCUCAAUAUGAAAACACGCGCUUUCCGCCGCAUACAGAUAUAUGAGAUACUCGAUGUACUCUAUAAAAAUCAUGAUUUGCAACGCGUGGACGUGUCCAGCACCAAACAGCGGUUGGGUGAGAUUGAAAACGUGCUUUGUAAUCAUAUUAAAACACUAGCUGCCAACACCAACGUUGAGGUAUCGCCUAAAGAGUACAGUGUACUGUUACAACUGCUGCUGCAGGCGCAGAAGACACAUCAAAGGCUGCAAUUGAAAUCGGCGUUGUCCGACGUUUCAAUUGGACAAGCGGUGCAAAGUAUGCGAGCGGACUCAUCGGCGCUACUGCAACGCUAUUGUGUGGCAUACAAGUUGCCCGUAGUGCGGAGCAAGGAGAAGCAAAAGUUUAAUGGAAAGCAUGUUGAAGAUAAUGCCGAAGAAGCGAAUGGGCAGGGUGAAAAGGAAGUGCAAGAUAGAGCGGAAGGAAGAGAGAAUGGUGUGGUAGAGGAACAGAAGAAAAAACGCAAGAAGACUACCGAUAGUGCGUUGAGAAAGUUAAAGAAACAAAAGAAAGAACAGCGUCUGCAGAUCGCGUCCGCAGGUUUAAAUGGAGGAUUUGCGUUCGUGCGUCCGAUUUCUCAGGAAGAGGGAUCCGGAGACGAAAGCGCGUAGUUUAUUUGUUUGUUUUAGCCAACACAAUAAAAUUAGUGUAAAAAGGAUUGAAGUCAAAUAUUUUGUGAAAAUAAAACAAUUUCUAAUUUUAAUAAAUAAUGUAAAUUGUGUCUUUAUAAACAGUAGAGACAAAAUCAA
Messenger RNA from Bactrocera tryoni, 4325 nucleotides. It is a transcript of the gene Mybbp1A, whose product is annotated as myb-binding protein 1A. The record is from RefSeq and is a predicted model, not a curated record. The transcript has 5 exons. Gene Ontology annotation, biological process: regulation of DNA-templated transcription. Bases 315 to 4187 code for a protein of 1290 amino acids. Lineage: Eukaryota; Metazoa; Arthropoda; Insecta; Diptera; Tephritidae. Gene Ontology annotation, molecular function: transcription factor binding; transcription corepressor activity; sequence-specific DNA binding. Gene Ontology annotation, cellular component: nucleolus.